Lotus japonicus is the source of this 1850-nucleotide messenger RNA. Its product is annotated as F-box/FBD/LRR-repeat protein At4g00160-like. Lineage: Eukaryota; Viridiplantae; Streptophyta; Magnoliopsida; Fabales; Fabaceae. Gene Ontology annotation, molecular function: protein binding. The transcript is spliced from 5 exons. Bases 317 to 1471 code for a protein of 384 amino acids. The record is from RefSeq and is a predicted model, not a curated record.
UAAAAAAAAAUACAGUGAUCUCAUAAUUUUUCCCACUUCCAACCGCCACUCUAAUUUUUCUUUUAGCGCGGCUACAGCUUUUUGCGAGAAAGGCAAGAAGGAACAGCGGCGGCGGCACGGCAAGUGACAGCAGCUCCGCCCUCUCUCUCGCCAGCGGGAAGGAAAGCGGCAGCUCGACAUUCGCUCUAGUACACCAAGCGGACAGCGGCAAGGUAGCAUAACAAGAUUUCGUUUCAUUGCAUUAGGGUUUCCGAGGUCAGAAAAUUGAAUUGUCUUGUUACAACCAUUGAAUUGGGCCAGCUGCAUUAGGGUUUCAAUGGUUGAUAGGAUCAGCGCUUUGCCAGACGAAAUGCUCCACCACAUUCUGUCAUUUCUCCCAACGGAAAACGCCGUCGCCACCGGAGUUCUUUCAAAGAGAUGGACCCAUCUCUGGCGCUCAGUUCCCGUUCUCGACUUGUCAACCAUCAGAAUGGUUCCAAGAGACGUUGAUGACAACAGUUUCUUCUUCAGCGAUCGUGUCUACUCUGUUCUUCUCCUUCGCGACGCCGCUUCACCCAUCAAAUCGUUCACCCUUGAGCUUGAUAAUGAUGUUGCCACUCGUCUAGACAUUGCCAAUGUUAGCAAAUGGGUCAACUUUGUCACACAAUGCAGAUUUGGAGUUGAGCAACUUCUUCUCUGUGUCAUCACUGUAAUGGGAAAACCUGAAUUGCCCAUUAGCGUUUUCCGAUGCAGCAGAACGUUGGUGGUUCUCAAAUUGCUUGGAUUCAUUUUGAAAGGUGAUUUUCCCAUUACACUUCCAUCGCUCAAAAUCUUGCAUUUUGAUGAUGUUUUAUUCGCAAGUGCUUCACUCCUCAAGGAGUUUCUAGUUGGAUGUCCAAUUCUUGAGGAUUUUCACGUGCGUUCUGUAAGUGUCGACGGUGAUUUCCCUUUUUACUUUGAAGAGCUUAAAAAUGUAGGCUUGACCAAGUUGACCAGAGCAAAUAUUGUUGACUCUCAGAGUGAUUUUCCGUUCAAACCAUUUUAUAAUGUGAAGUCUCUGCGCGUAGAAAUAGAUCUGGUGGAUCAUGACUUUCCUUUCUUUGAUAAUUUGACCCACUUGGAUCUUCUCAUGGAACCGGAUCAAUCAUACUUGCUAGCAAAAAUUCUCAAGCACUGCCCUAAGCUUCAAAGUCUUGUCCUUGAGAGACCGGAGGAGAGCCGUGACCUAGAAAAUUGUGACCUAGGAAAUUGGGUGGACCCAGACUUUGUUCCCGAAUGCCUUGCAUUAAAUCUUAAAUCUUGUACUUUCCGAGAUUUUAAAGGCUUAAAAGUUGAGUUUCAGUUAGCAAGUUAUGUUUUGAAGAAUGCAAGAGUUUUAGAAACCAUGACAAUCUGUAACCAACAGAGUAUCAGCCAAAGACAAAUAAAAAAGUUAUACUCAGCCGCCCUGAGGAGCCCUUCAAGAUGUCAAAUUACAGCUUUGAUCAUGUAGGCCAUGUAUCACAUAUUUUGAGAUUUAAUUAUGGAUUCAAGCUUGGUGGAAGUUUGCCCGUAUUCUAGUUAUGAGCUCUCUCAACACUUUGAGUUUGAGGAGAUCCGAGUGAAACAUUUUUUUCCAAAAGGAGCGGUUGUGUAUAUGGAGUCUACCAUCAGAGGAUGUUUUGAAGUUCAAUGUGGAUGGUUCUUCGAAAGGUAGUUCGGGUCUAAGUGGGAUAGGUGGCGUGUUGAGGAAUUACAAGCAAGAAGUGGUUAUUUUUUUUAAAGCUAUGAGAAUUAUGGGCUUAUGAAGUAGUAUAAGUAAAAGCUAUUUUGAAUGCUUUGUUUUUUUGUCCGUAUUUCUUGAGGCAUGAGUAAAAAUUCAGUUGCCCGUA